Mercenaria mercenaria is the source of this 1718-nucleotide messenger RNA. Its product is annotated as neuronal acetylcholine receptor subunit alpha-3-like. The transcript is spliced from 2 exons. Lineage: Eukaryota; Metazoa; Mollusca; Bivalvia; Venerida; Veneridae. Bases 420 to 1718 code for a protein of 432 amino acids. Gene Ontology annotation, cellular component: synapse; neuron projection; membrane. The record is from RefSeq and is a predicted model, not a curated record. Gene Ontology annotation, biological process: chemical synaptic transmission; nervous system process; regulation of membrane potential. Gene Ontology annotation, molecular function: neurotransmitter receptor activity; extracellular ligand-gated monoatomic ion channel activity; transmembrane signaling receptor activity.
AAAUUUUACUGACGUACUUAGUUAAAACAGAUAUACGGAUUUACUGUGUGAUUCUAAUGCUUUUGCUAAUCUGACCUACAAAUAUCAGGUUAGGAUCAUGUUUAAUGUUCGAAUUAUUGACUUAUUGAUAUGUCAUAUGUUUUCGCGACCUUAAACAUAGUCGUAAAUCGUCUACCACAGCUAGACUGGAUUCGACUAAACGGUCUCUUUCUAUUUCCUUAAAUUAUUCUACUGAAAUAGAAUAAAUAAUUCAUGAAUCUAUUGCAGGAAAAAAACUUGAGUAUCCCUUUUAUAACAGUAUUGGAUUCAUUAAAUGGAAAGUUAGAGAUGUUAGAACAGGCAAAUUGUGAUCUAAAUCUGUGGGAAAAUAUGAUUGUAAGCUAAACAUACUAAUACGGUUCAUAAAAGUGAUCUUGAUCAUGUAUAACAUAUUAUUUAGUUGGAUUAUAGUUCAGACGUUUGUAACUUCGUACGGUCAAACGUACGGUGAGAUGGAUACAUUGUUAGGGCAUUUAUUCAAUGCGUCAAGAUACAACACAUAUCUCAGGCCUUUGCGGAACCAGAGUCAAGUGAUGAUGGUAAACUUUACUCAGUAUAUAAGCAGCAUAGACUUUUUUGACAUCACAUCAGGAGAGCUGCAAAUCACUGGAUUUUUCGAAAUAACAUGGACAGAUGACUUUCUUACAUGGAGCCCAUCUUUGUACGGAGGUAAAGAAAUGCUAUCCUUACCAACUGGGACAUUCUGGAAACCGGAAUUUUCAUUAACAAAUGGACCCGCAAAUGAUAAAUCGUCAAUUUAUAACAGCGGGUUUUAUCCGACCUGGGUCUCCUACCAAGGAUCAGUUAUUAUGAUUCCAGGAGGCAGUUAUAAGACAAAAUGUAACGUUGAUCCCACGUUUUACCCUUUUGAUAUACAUAAUUGUAACUUUCAAUUCAUUGUGUCAAACCAUGAUUCUGCUGAACUUAUGCUAAUUUCACAGACAGGCGAUAUCAAUUCAAGCAAUCUAACAGAAAACGGUGAAUGGGAAAUACAAAAUAUAGACGUGAAGGUUGUACUUCUGAAGGAAGAUAACAUCAAACUGUCAAUUCCAAUGUUGCAAGCUUCUUUUUCUCUGAAAAGAAGACCGAUAUACGAAAUAGUAAACGUAUAUGCACCUAUAUUGCUGAUGUCUUUUCUGAAUAUUGUAACAUGUUUCGUUCGGCCUGACUCUGGUGAAAGAUUGACUUUUGCAGUAACGUUGUAUUUAUCUUUGGUUUUCGCGACAACAGCGGCAAUUGAAAAAAUUCCGAAGAACUCACUGAAAAUGCCUAUUAUGUCAUACGAAUUUCUAUGUAAUAACUGCAUUAAUACGAUUGGGGUGACAUGGAGUAUAUUUAUCGUACAUCUGGCAAGUAAGUCAAAAGUGCAACAGCGACUUCCACAUUUUCUUGUAAAAAUGGUGAUGAAGAAGAGACGAAGAAAGACGUACGAUUCGGAACUGCAACCUGACUGCAAAUCGGAAGUAAAAAGUGAAUCAUCGGAUGACGAUAAUUUCUUUGACGAAAACAAAGCCAAUCCAAAACAGCAAAAAGUAGCGGAAUAUUUAUCUGAGGACGACAUAACUGGCCUUGAAAUAGCUGAAAUUCUUGACACGAUUUAUUUUUGGUUUGUUUCACUCUUCGUUGUUGUCGUUAAUUCUGUUUUUGGUUAUCUGGUUCUCAGAAUUGAGAUGCAAUAG